This is a messenger RNA of Equus quagga, 1019 nucleotides long. It is a transcript of the gene FAM50B, whose product is annotated as family with sequence similarity 50 member B. Lineage: Eukaryota; Metazoa; Chordata; Mammalia; Perissodactyla; Equidae. Gene Ontology annotation, cellular component: nucleus. Gene Ontology annotation, biological process: chromatin organization. The transcript has a single exon. The record is from RefSeq and is a predicted model, not a curated record. Bases 1 to 1008 code for a protein of 335 amino acids.
AUGGCUCAGUACAAGGGCACCAUGCGCGAGGCCGGCCGGGCCAUGCACCUGAUCAAGAAGCGCGAAAAGCAGAAGGAGCAGAUGGCGGUGCUGAAGCAGCGGAUCGCCGAGGAGACCAUCAUGAAGUCGAAGGUGGACAAGAAAUUCUCUGCCCAUUACGACGCCGUGGAGGCCGAGCUGAAGUCGAGCACGGUGGGUCUGGUGACCCUGAGUGACAUGAAGGCCAAGCAGGAGGCCCUGAUGAGGGAGCGGGAGAUGCAGCUGGCCAAGAGGGAGCAGCUGGAGGCGCAGCGGCUGCGGUUGGAGGCGCUGCGCGAGCAGGAGCGCAGGCAGGAGCGCAAGCGCAAGAUCUCCAGCCUGUCCUUCUCGCCGGACGAGGGCGACGAGGGCGCCGAGGGCGCGGCGGCUGGGGAGCGGCCCAAGUCGGCGGAGAUGAGCAGGAGGAAGAAGCACCUGGGGAAGAACCCCGACGUGGACACGAGCUUCCUGCCCGACCGCGAGCGCGAGGAGGAAGAGAACCGGCUGCGGGAGGAGCUGCGGCGCGAGUGGGAGGCCAAGCGCGAGAGGGUGAAGCGCGAGGAGAUGGAGGUGACCUUCAGCUACUGGGACGGCUCGGGGCACCGGCGCACGGUGUGGAUCCACAAGGGCGGCACGGUGCAGCAGUUCCUGAAGAAGGCCCUGCAGGGUCUGCGCAAGGACUUCCGCGAGCUGCGCGCGGCCGGCGUGGAGCAGCUCAUGUACAUCAAAGAGGACCUGAUCCUGCCCCACUACCACACCUUCUACGACUUCCUCGUCACCAAGGCCCGGGGCAAGAGCGGGCCGCUCUUCAACUUCGACGUGCACGACGACGUGCGGCUGCUGAGCGACGCCACCAUGGAGAAGGACGAGUCGCACGCCGGCAAGGUGGUGCUGCGGAGCUGGUACGAGAAGAACAAGCACAUCUUCCCCGCCAGCCGCUGGGAGCCCUACGACCCCGAGAAGAAGUGGGACAAGUACACGAUCCGGUGACGCCCCCUACC